AUGUCUAUUCCUAUGCAUCGAUUGGGCGGUCGCGGUACUUCGAUCUGGUUAGCCUUUGCCCACGACGAUGACGAUAUCGAACAAGAGUACGAUCGAUUGAGAGACCUGGCGCGAGCCGAGGCGGAGAAGCGCAACGAUUGCUUCGCGCGUUCGCGUCAGGCAUAUGAAGACGGCGAUGGUGCUGGAGCAAAGGAGCUCUCCAAUCAGGGCAAGGCACAUGCUGCCCGUAUGGAUGAUUACAACCAGCAAGCGUCCGAUUUCAUCUUCCGUGAGAACAACGCCUCUGGUCGUGUAGAGGCGGACUCGAUCGAUCUCCACGGUCUCUACGUCGAGGAGGCUGAGCGUAUUCUUGAGGAGCGCAUUCGUGCAGACCAGCGCAAUGGACAGACACAUCUCUAUGCCAUCGUCGGCAAGGGACACCACUCAGCUGGUGGUGUCCAAAAGCUCAAGCCCAAGGUCGAGGAGCUGUGCCAAGAACUUGGUCUCCGGGCGGAGAUCCUAUCCCUCCCUCGCACUCUGGUGGUUACGGUGGUCACCAUGGUGGUCAGCAGCAUCACCAGCCUCAGCAUCACCAGCCUCAGCAUCACCAGCCUCAGCAUCACCAGCCUCAGCAAGCAUCACCAGCCUCAGCAUCAUCAGCCUCAGCACCACCAGCAGGGACAGCAGAACGACGACGACGGACAGGUACUACCUUGGAUUUUGAAGAAGCUGGAGAAGGCCUGCUGUGUGGUCAUGUAA
This is a messenger RNA of Fusarium subglutinans, 738 nucleotides long. Its product is annotated as nuclear WD PRL1. Lineage: Eukaryota; Fungi; Ascomycota; Sordariomycetes; Hypocreales; Nectriaceae. Bases 1 to 738 code for a protein of 245 amino acids. The record is from RefSeq and is a predicted model, not a curated record. The transcript is spliced from 4 exons.